UCAUACCGACGUCGUUCACCCUGACAACAAUUGACGUCGUCAAUUUCUUUGCAAUGACAGUACAAACAAACAAGUUGUCAUGAUUUUUAUUUGCAGAAGAGGCAUAAAAGAUUGAAAUACAUUCGUGUGAUAGUUUGAAGUAAGCAUCUUGGAGAGAUGUCUGAGGAUACGCAAAUAAAAUCUCUUGUAGAAGAACUUAAGGUUCUCCAGAAUUUGAAAGUCAACACGUCAAAAGGUUCUGGAAAGAGAAAGCUGAAAAGGCGACGAGAAAGCCUCAAAAAUAAGAAGAAGCAGCAAGCUAAAGAAGAUGAAGGAGAAUGUUCCGCAGUCAAUGAGGACUUUGCUUACAGUUGGCAUAAAUGCGCUUGCGGCAUGCAACACCCACCCAUCCCACACUUCACUCCGCCAGAUGGUGUUCGCUGUACUUAUUAUUGGCAAAUUGCAGACAAGUUUCGAUUCAUUAGCUUGCACAGAACGCUGACUACCGAAAUCAAAUUCAUCCAAGCAGAUGAGGAUCAAAGCGGGUUGAUUGAGCUACCAGAGUUGAAAACAUUACUACGCGACAUAUUUGGAAAAGAUAUACUUAGUGAUAGGAUGCUGGAGAAAACAUUUAAAGAGAUAGAUAUGGACCAAAGUGGAACAAUUGACUUCUUUGAAGUACUUACGAUUUUGUACGACUUGGUACAGCGGGCUCCAUCAAACCUUCCAGUGGCUGUACAGAAGGACUAUUCUAAAGUUUGCUCAAUUCAAUAGAAAAACAUUAUUUUGUUUAUCAACUGUUGCGAUCAGUUUUCUUGUUAAUUAUGUCUGAAUAAACAUUUAUAUUAACAUUUUAGCAGUGAAA
Molecule: messenger RNA, 844 nt
Organism: Ruditapes philippinarum (Manila clam)
Lineage: Eukaryota; Metazoa; Mollusca; Bivalvia; Venerida; Veneridae
Exons: 6
Coding region: 157-753 (198 amino acids)
Molecular function (GO): calcium ion binding
Source: RefSeq, a predicted model, not a curated record